AUGGUGGGUCAAAGCUCUGAAAACUUUAAUCCUCCAAAAGGCACGACGAGUACCACGCAAGAGGAAGAUCCAGAAUGGUCUAGGAAUGCUACAAUAAAUGAAUACCUAGGGCACAAUGUUACAAAUGAAACAUUUGAUACUCUGUACGAUGUGCCGACUGGCAUGAUUGUGUUGCUGUCAUUUCUGUACGGGUCAAUAUCUGUACUGGCCGUCGUCGGAAAUUUCCUCGUCAUGUGGGUCGUGGCGACGUCACGACGAAUGCAGAGUGUAACGAACUGUUACAUAGCUAAUUUAGCCCUAGCCGAUAUCGUUAUAGGAUUAUUUGCUGUACCAUUCCAAUUCCAAGCCGCACUGCUCCAGCGAUGGCUGCUCCCACAUUUCAUGUGCGCCUUCUGUCCGUUCGUGCAAGCUUUGAGCGUAAAUGUCAGCGUGUUCACUUUGACUGCGAUCGCUGUGGACAGACACCGAGCCAUAAUUACACCACUCAGUGCGCACACAUCAAAGCGUAUCGCUAAAGUUAUCAUAGUAUUUAUAUGGGUGUUGGCGUUAACGCUUGCUGCACCUAUGGCGAUGUCAUGGGAAGUACACAUGGUGGAAGAACAGGAUCCAGUUUCAAAGCUGAUCCACGAGAAACCAUUUUGCGAGCCAACGGAGUUCGGAUCUCAUUCUUUAGCAAUUUAUAGACUGCUACUAUAUAUUUUCCAAUAUAUCAUUCCACUAUGCGUUAUAACUUUCGCCUACGUUCACAUGGCUAUGAAACUGUGGGGUGCCCGGGCGCCGGGAAACGCUCAAGAAACACGUGAUGCCAACCAAAUGAAGAAUAAGAAAAAGGUUAUAAAAAUGCUUGUUUUGGUGGUUGCACUGUUCGCGCUCUGCUGGCUACCUUUACAAAGCUAUUUGCUGCUUCAGUCUUUUUUCCCAACUAUAAACGAGUACAGAUACAUAAACGUGAUUUUCUUCUGCUUUGAUUGGCUGGCAAUGAGCAACUCUUGCUACAAUCCAUUUAUUUACGCUAUAUACAAUGAAAAAUUCAAGAAGGAGUUUAAACAACGUUUUACGUUCAGGCAAAAACGAAAUCGGUUCUCGAACGACAGUUAUGAGGAUGGUCAGUCGUACAGGACUCGCGUUGUAUCAAUACGGUCAACAAACGAAAGAAGUGUAUACUCGACAAGGAAAUCGAUUAACAUCACACCAGUGGACUCAUUAAAGGUCUCCAGAAGUUCCUGCCAUUGUGCAAGAAAUCAGAACAGAGAUUUGGACCGGGAAAAUUUAUAUAGGUCGAGAAAAUCUGAUGAAUUCGGAUCCUUCAGAAAUGGCACCAAUCAGCAAGAAAUGUCUGGCAGAAAACCAAUGUCAAAUAGAUUCGGUGAAAAUGAUUUACCCAUUGGAGACGAAAGGGUUAGUGAGCUGUACAUUUUUCCAAACAGCAGCAUAGUAGAAUUUACAGAUGUAAUAUGUGAUAACAAAGUGUAAAUAUUUACGAUUAAUUAAGUAGCUAAUUUAAGUAUUUAUUAUAAUUAAA
This is a messenger RNA of Pararge aegeria (speckled wood butterfly), 1522 nucleotides long. RefSeq names its product RYamide receptor (gene NGR-A23). Gene Ontology annotation, molecular function: neuropeptide Y receptor activity. Gene Ontology annotation, cellular component: membrane. NCBI's taxonomy places the organism in Eukaryota, Metazoa, Arthropoda, Insecta, Lepidoptera, Nymphalidae. The record is from RefSeq and is a predicted model, not a curated record. Bases 1 to 1473 code for a protein of 490 amino acids. Gene Ontology annotation, biological process: G protein-coupled receptor signaling pathway. The transcript is spliced from 11 exons.